ACAUCUAUAUAACUUGUUAAUUUUUGCCGGUGCGCGGUAGACAAAUAUAAUGGCUUCGCCUGAGGUUGAAACGGAGGUGUCGCCUUUUGCCAGACCGCUCAGGGAAAUUGCCGAGCAAAUUUGUGCCACGUACAUGUUCGAUGGAGCUUCACUGAUGCGGCUGGGCGCUGUCAACAAGUUUUGGCACAGCGUUGUGUCCGAUAGUUUUGUCUGGGAGCGAAUCAACGCCGCGCGCCUUGGCGAGGAACUGCUUCCGCCCCCCGCGAAGCCAGCAUCAGCGCUGCCCGGGUGGAGCUUCUUCCCGGGGCUGGACUCGCCGGAGAAUGACUGCGCCUCUCCUGAGGACGCCGGUGCUGACCGUUCCCCCGCCGCGUUGGCGCGGCUGGCGGACGCACGCGGUGGUGUGGCAUUCAACACUGGCGGCUGGGUGAAGCGUUGGGUGGUCCCCAGCUGCAACUGGAACAGGUGGACGUACGAGCCCGGAGCGGGCCUGUGGGUGCGCAGCUCGGAGCUAGAGCGGCUGCAGCAGCAGCUGCAGGAGCGCCGCAGCCGGUCACCGGCCAUCCGCCCAUGGCAACCGCCAGCUGAGCUGCCCGAGCAAGCCCAGCCCCCGCAAGUGCGGCCGCCCGACUUCCCCGGCUGGGUGUUCUACCCGCUGCUGGACUCGCCCGGCAAUGACAUCAGCCCGCCGCGCGGAGGCGACAGCUUCAUAAACAUGUGCGCCACACUGCAAGAGCUGGUGGCACGUGCCACGUCGAUGCCCCAGGCGGUUGCGUUCAACACCACUGGCUACAUCAAGAGCGACGUGCACAGCCAGUCCAACUGGAGGCGCUGCACCGGCCCCGGCGGCAGCAGCUGGGCUGGGCUGUACGUGCGGGAGGAGGUGGUGGCGGCGCGGCGGCUGCUCCGCCCCCUGCCAGGCGGCGGCCUGGACCCCCGCCUCCGCUACUUCCAGCGCGCUAAGACACGCCUGCUGGCGGCGAGAGAUGUUGGUGUGGUCUGGCUGAAUGGCGAGUACCUCGACCGGACGCCCGACCCCGACCUCAACGGGCGCGCUGCUGGCGCCUGCGGCUCGGGGCACCUGGUGGUGCGGCUGCGUAAUGUGUGCUGGCUGCAGCUGGACGGCAGCUUCUAUGGCCUUGGUCCGGGCCGCUACCGGGCGAUAUGGUCGCUGCGUGCCUGCAGCACGGGCGGCUAUGCACCGCCGGUGCCCACGGUCAACUUCACCAUCACACUGACCGCCAAGCGGCCGCACCGUCCCCUGGAGGUGUUCCGCAGCCCCUCCGCGGCUGAGGGACAGGAGGGCGCUGGGAGUACCCCGAGCGCUGGCGCCGCGGGGCAACAGCAGGAGCAAGGGCAGCAGGCAGGGCAGGGGGGCGGGGCGAACGCGACGAAGGCGGAGGCGGAGCCGGUUGUGGGGUCCGAGCUGAGCGCGAGCACGGACGUGAGCCUCAGGGUUAUAUCCGGAGCUUGGCGCGACGUGGCCGCUGGCGAGUUCGAGGUGCCGCCCGGCGCCAUCUACGACGUCGGGGUGCGGCUCUGGAACUAUGACAGCAACUGGAAGAGCGGGCUGUGCUUCAAGGACCUGCGGCUGGUGCGGCUGCGGGCCGACGGCAGGGUAGAGGAAAUGGAGGGGGCAGCAGCGGGAGCGGGCGAGGCUGGGGCCAGUGGGGCCCGAGGGCCGCCCGCACGGACUGCUGCGGGGGCUGCAAGCAAUACUGGUUGGGGAAGCUGUGUGGCGAUGUGAUGCUACGGCAACAGCAGGCCGUCCUUUUAUUCUUGGUGGUUGCAGGUAUUGGGAGUUGAGCGGGGUAAGAGGGUGUCAGGAGGGCGGGCGAGGUGAGCAGGGCGGCUGGGGUCUGCGGUGUUCGGCGCGUGCAUACCUACGCGGCUACGGGCUACGGCCCCGCACCGUUCCGCCACAGCCCCCGCGACCCGGCGGUUCAGCCAUGCAGUAUUGCAGUGUUGUCACAGCGGUAAAAAAACAAUUGAUGAACGAACUUUCCCACCCACUCUAUGGGGGCCACAAGCGGGUGUGCCGUGUGGGGUGGCCGGGGGUUCUGUCACACACAGGCGUCUCCAACUCGCAUUUUUAGUCAUAAAGCAUCUUCAGAAGUUGUGUGGUGAUGGCCUGCGUGGGCGAGAGGCACGUUUGGCGUCCUUGUUGGUUACUGGGAGCAAACUCAGUUGAGCCAGUCGCAGCCGGCAGGCGGGUGGGGGUGGGCAUGGCUGGGGCGUUUUGUGGUCGGCGCAGCUGUACGGCAGCUGUACGGCAGCUGCACGGCAGCGGCAUGGCAGUGGAGGCACAAGUGGAGGCACCGUGUGUGUUUGCAGCAUGUGGCGCCAGGUGGCGCGGCCGUGUGGCGCCCAGCAUGACCGUAGCGCUGUCAUGAGGAUGGCUUGAGCGGCUCGGCAGGGGGCCUCGUACACGGUAUGCUGCUAACUGCUGGUGCAGAACAACACAAGGAUGGACCUCGCAGUGUUACGCUCGAUGGUUGUGGACUUGUUGACGGGCAAGAAUCGCGUCGGAAUCCA
Chlamydomonas reinhardtii is the source of this 2535-nucleotide messenger RNA. RefSeq lists its product as uncharacterized. Bases 134 to 1747 code for a protein of 537 amino acids. The record is from RefSeq and is a predicted model, not a curated record. Gene Ontology annotation, molecular function: protein binding. The transcript has 12 exons. NCBI's taxonomy places the organism in Eukaryota, Viridiplantae, Chlorophyta, Chlorophyceae, Chlamydomonadales, Chlamydomonadaceae.